AUGAUGGCUCAACUUUGGGUGAGGUUCUGCGACCUAGGGGUAAAUGAGGAUUCUUUACUGAUCAGUCUUGAGUACGAAAAGUUCCCUAACAAAUGCUCUGGUUGA
Prunus armeniaca (apricot) is the source of this 105-nucleotide messenger RNA. The record is from the annotation of a GenBank genome assembly. NCBI's taxonomy places the organism in Eukaryota, Viridiplantae, Streptophyta, Magnoliopsida, Rosales, Rosaceae.